Molecule: messenger RNA, 4010 nt
Organism: Schizophyllum commune H4-8
Lineage: Eukaryota; Fungi; Basidiomycota; Agaricomycetes; Agaricales; Schizophyllaceae
Exons: 5
Coding region: 351-3863 (1170 amino acids)
Source: RefSeq, a predicted model, not a curated record
ACACAUACCAACACAGUCACGAACAGACUUGUCUUUUGACUGGAUUCUGGGCGUCUUCCUCGGAAUCCCUUGCUGGGCUUGCUCUUCUGAUCACUUUCUGUACUCUCGACGCGUAGCUGGAGUCGCCAAACUGCGCCCCUUCUUGAUUGCUUUCCAUGUCACGGGAGUCUCGAUCCUGGGAGAAGUAUUGUCUACCAUCAAGUCCCUAGAGCCCACCACCGGCCAAACAACUCAUCUGCACCCACUGGACGCGUCAAACGUGCUCCUACUGCCCCUCCAGCACCGGACGCCACCAACGAACCACCCAUCCCCUCUCGACGCGCUCCCACCAGCGGCUGUCACGCCGCGUUAUGCCGUCAUUCCCCCUGCCACAAGGCUCUAGUCGCGAGGCCGAUCACAUCUCCAUCUACAGUGCAGAUGCAGACGGGAGCGAUGAUAGUGAGGCGGACGCUGCCGGGGAGGAUGACAUCGACGAAUGCGAGGAGUUUCUCUUGUACCAAUCCGCCCACAAUAGCCCCGAAAUACCUUUCCCAAGUGCCUCAACAUCCCGUGACAUCUCCAAUGACUCUACCCUUGUCAGUAUGGGGCUUAACCAUGUUUCCAAGAAGCUGGCGCAGCAUCCACCGUUCUCGUCGACACCCACGACGGACGACUGCGGCCCAGAUGGCACAAUAAACCCACCGUCAGUGCCGAAGGAGCGAGGACCACGCUCCGUCCACGAUCUCUUUUCUAUCUCAUCUUCUGGGGAAACUACACCUCUGACAGUGGCUAGUAGCUCAAGAUCGACCCCUGCGCCGCGUGAAGCCCCUUUAGUCCUCAACGGCAAUAUUUCGCCUGGAACUGUCGUAAUCCACCGUGCGCCGCGAAUACCUCUACCGUCCAAGCGCAAGCCUGCUGGCGGACUCGCAGAGGGACGCACUCGCAAGCGCGCUCGCAUGACAUUGGACUAUGUCGCUGUUCCUUCCUUCCCAGCUGGCGUGUCGCGAGAUGACUACGAGCCCUCCACCUCUUCAGGCUUGCGCCAGCGACCAGCACCAUCACCAGAGGUAAUCGAUAUCACGUCCUCGAGUAGCUCCUCGCGAGUAACGACGCCAACUCGCUCGCGCGCUGCUUCCGUAUCUACUGCGAGGGAGAGCCAUGACUCAAUCUUCGACCUGAUCAUAGACACAGUCAUGUCGCCGCCACCCGAGCGUAUGCGCCUCUCUUCACCCGCUCCGCUUCGCGCGCCUCGUGCAGCGUCAACGCGCCGAACGUUCGACAGCCUCGCGGAUGCACUCAACAACCUCAACGAAGAUGUCAGCAGCUCUGACGAUGAGGAGGAGGAGGAGGAAGGCAUCGCCACCUUAGAUCGACGCCGCCGUCCGUCGGGUUCCCGACCGACCAGGGCCGCUCGAAGUCCAGCCAAGCGGCCUCGCAAAAGACCUUCUGACGCCGACGCGUACAAUCCACGCACAAGUGGUGUGAGGCGGAAGAAGACGGCAGAUAAACGUGAACUCUCUUGCUCAACCCGACACCCGACACCCAAGCAUACCCUUUCAAGUUUGAGCGCGACACCAAAGGAUACCCCAUCACCGCAUCAUUCCCUUUCCCCGGAGCGUCGGCCAUCCGAGUGGUCAGAGCAGGUAGAAAGCCUUCUACCCUCGUCAAGCCCACCAGAAGAUGUCGGACCUCCACCUCCCAUCAUCUUGCCUAUCGCAACAUCAUCGCUUAGGUCGCGGGCAGCGGUACUAUUGAACUCUCGUCAUAUUUCUUGGGAUGACAGCGCCAGGCAAAGUCGGCACGCGCAAGCCUUACGGCAAGCAUGGGAAGAGGAACCUAUCGUAUUCGAUCUCACCGUCAGGCCACCUACAUCCGACAAGCAAUGGGUUAAGGUCGCGAAGGAGGAGCCGAAUGGCGAGGAGAUCCCACCCAUACUUGAGCGUCAGAACCCUCAACAUGUGAGGGAAACCUCAGACAGGGUCGAGGCAGAGUCGAGCGCCACGUCCUAUACCGGUUUUCAGGGCAUCAUGCCUCCCCUCCAACCACCUGAGGAUGACGGUGCACACUCUGAGCCGUUGGACGACCAGAUGAAUCCAGCGCUCACCUUGCUAUAUCCGGACGACUUCUCCAUAUCGCCAACGACGCAAUCCAACGACCAUUUCACGCCGCCGCCACUUCACUACUCCCAAAUGCCCACAUGCGCGACGCCAGCCGAGCUUCAAGAUUUGAGCUUUCGGUUCACCGUGACUGCGCCUAGCAUACACUCCUAUGAAAUCGCUGCAAUAGCGCCAUCCGACCCUCCACAGACUAUCGCACCGCCUUCCCCACAUGUCAGUGCUGCCGGGACGAGUACGACCGAAUUACCGGUGGUCGACCCCCAUGAUGUCUUCAACACCGACUUCCUGUCCGUCACCGAUGAUCAUCUCUCCGCCACGGGUACGCACGGCCGUCCGACGCGUGCUGCGUCUCCUGUCCCCUUCUCGACGGAACCAUCUACCUACAAUAUCCUGCACAUACCAUUUGGCGGCACGGAAGAGGCUCCACUGUAUGGUCUCGAAGAUGAUUUGCAGGGUCGGGUGGACAAUUGGAUGCAUGGCGCUGGGCUCGCUGCGGAGCCGCCAUCUCAGGACCUGCACGGGCUUGCCCCGUCCGCGCCUGCAUCUACCAGCGCGGAGCCACAAAAUGUUGCCGGCGCCCUGCUAGAAGUUCCCGCUGCCCCGUUCGCGCCGUCAUGUUCCGCGCGGGGACGGUCUCGCUCUCCUGGAUAUUCCGUCGUGUCAUCCCGUCCCAGCUCCCCUGCGUCCUCGCGUGCCGGCUCCUCGCGCGACCGCUCACCGUCGGUCCCUCUCGCUACCCAGUCUCGGAAGCGGAAGCGACGCGCGGGCGUGCACCCGCCUCCGGACAUGGCUGGACCGGACGCGAAGGUCAACUACAAGACCUUCAAGUGGCCAAUGAAGGCAGGGAUCCCAUACACAAAGUUGUGCCAUCAGUGUCGACAGGCCGGGUCCACUUCAAGGCUGGCGAUGGUGUGUGCAUGCGGUAAGCAUUAUUGUAGCCGCUGCAUCAUCCUCCGGUAUCAUGGAGUCAUUGACUUCGACCCGAAGGCCGAUUUCACCUGUCCUCACUGCGAGAAAUAUUGCUCGUGCGACCUUUGCUGCAGGGACCGGGGUGAGGCCUUCAUCUCCUUGAAGGACUUCAUGGAUAGCCGGGCGGUAGAUGGCGCGUCCACGUCCGUGCUCCAUGCUUCUCCACCGCCGGAAAUGGACGCCACUAUCGAGAUGAAUCAUAUGGACGGGCCCAGCCGUUCGUAUUCCCCUGCACGCCGACGGGCCACCCGUCGCCCUUUUGUGGUUCAACGUCGUGGUGGACCUGUGACUUUCUGGGGAACAAUGUACGACCUGGAGGGCGUACUCGUGGGCAAGGCUUACGGGCGGGAAGUGGCCGACGAGGACCCUGGAAAUGCGGUCGUCUCGAGGCCGGAUGCCCCGCAGGCUGCGCAUGCGAGGCGCGCCACGGGGAGGCGCAUGUUCAUCGGCGCCGUGCAGAAGUCAUGGGGGCGUAUCGACAAGCGAAAGAUCACAUUUGCGGACGGACAGGGCGGCAGGGGCGACAGGGAGAUCUCGACGGGGGCGCACCUGUAUGUUGGGAAUCGGACGAACCUGAUGCGUCCGAUUGUCCCUGCGGACGAGGAGGAAGCAGAGGACGAUGCGCCGAUUACGUCGAUCCAAUGGACGCGCGACUCGAGUGUGCCGCCGCCUGCGUGGGAUAGCGAGGACAUCGGGAUCCGGGAUGAACAUGUAGUGGCUGCAAACGCCCUCCAGAACCUGCUCGAUUUCGAAUUGGGGGGUGGCGACUGGGAACCUUAUUCUAGCAUACCAGCCUAGCUAUAUUUCUAGCGUACGCGUAGCUAUUGUCUUGGGCCCGUUUGUGGCGAGUUUGCUGCGUGGUUUGCGCAGAAAGGAUGAGGAGCGAGCGGACCGAGCUUAGACCGCAUUAGGUAAUCUGGUUGGGCGUCGACUUUGAAUCUGGGA